Molecule: messenger RNA, 5528 nt
Organism: Leptopilina heterotoma
Lineage: Eukaryota; Metazoa; Arthropoda; Insecta; Hymenoptera; Figitidae
Gene: Tollo
Product: toll-like receptor Tollo
Exons: 1
Coding region: 871-4581 (1236 amino acids)
Biological process (GO): signal transduction
Molecular function (GO): protein binding
Source: RefSeq, a predicted model, not a curated record
GAAUAUGAUGGUAGAAAGAGAAAGAGAGAGAGAGAGAAAGAGAGACGGAGAAAAUGAGAAGGUGAUGAAAGAGACCAGGUCGAUAAGGAUAAGAAAAUCGACAGAGAUUCUAGAGUCUCCCAAGCCAACGAGCCACUACUGCGCGAACCUGAAGAUUGUAUCCGUGUCUUGUUUUUACAGUCUCUGCCGGAACGGCCUGGGUCUUAGCUAAAGUCUAGAAGGUGCUGGUGGUGGGGGGCAAGGGGAAAGGAAAGAAACUCAAAGGAGGGAGGGCAACUCAAGCUGGUUGAGAGGCGAGGGAGGAGCUACUGGUUGCGGGGCCCUACUUGGGCCAGCCACGUACUGAAACAACUAGUUCUCGGAGAACCGUGACUCCUUUCAGAGUUGACCCUUUCCCCGCGUGUGUUUGGCUCAAGUCGCCAUUUUUAAUCAAAUGAAAAUCCAAAACACAAACCAAAUACCUGGAUUAUUAAAAUGUCAUCCUCACUAUUCUCAUCAUCAACAAGAAAUUAAUUCUUCAUUCCAAUUAUCAAACUUAUCUUUUGUUCUCAAAUACAAGAAAACAUCAACUGCACUAAUUCAACAAUAAAAAAGGAACAAUGGACUAAAGGAAUAACAACUUGAUCACAAAAACAAAAUUUUGAAAUUAUUUCGAUUUCAAAAAGAAUCGAGAAAAGAUGUCGGAGUGUAAAUAUUACGCGAAAGUGCGGUGGUUAUGUUUCACGAUAAAAUUAAAUACAGUAAUGUGGUAUCAAUAGAAUUUACCGAAUUAUAAAUGGGCUGAGGAUUAAAAAAAAAUCCAGAGCCCCAAAAUAGCGAAGAGACUAUUUCCCCCCCUUCCCUUCCCCCCCAGUUAACAAUAAGAAAAAAAUGCUGGGAAGUCCGGCGUUCUUUGCAAUAUUGUUGGGAACGAUAUUCGGUGUUCUCGGUGCCUCGUUAAGCAAGGCCCUGAGGUACAAAGCGCCGGAUGAAUGCGAAUGGGUUGCGACGGGCGAUUCAGUUGAUGAUGUUUCGCUCGUUUGCCGAUUGAGAACAAUAAAUAGCGAAUUGGAGAACACUAAUUUCAGUGUUAUUCAACCACAGCAUACAGUACGUUUAAAAUUAAUAUGCAGCGAUGCACUAUUCUAUCAAAGUUCAUUGAGUGCCGGAAGUUUUCGACCAUUAAUCGAAUUACGUGAUUUGAUUAUUGAAUAUUGUAAAAUUGGCAAUUUAUCAGACGAGGCUUUUAAGGGUCUCAAAGAAUUGAGAAAUUUAACUGUUCGUACGCAUAAUACUGAUUGGUCAUCGAUGUCAUUGGAAAUAUCGUCACGUGCAUUCACUGAGGAUUUACAAAAAUUGGAGAAAUUGGAUUUAAGUGAAAAUAAUAUGUGGAGUUUACCGGAUGGUCUAUUGUGUCCGCUACGUUCAUUGGAAGUGUUGAAUUUGGCGAAAAAUCGUUUAAGGGAUGUUGAGGGUUUUCAGUUCGGUUAUCGUGGUCGUUGUGCAAUGAAUUUGAAAUGUUUGAAUUUGAGUAACAAUAGUAUUGAAUCGUUACCAUCGGCAACGUUCGCCGGUUUAUCGAGACUUCAGAAUUUGGAUUUAAGUGGUAAUUCGAUAGUGUCGAUGGCUGAUCGUACUUUCGAGGGUUUGACGUCAUUGACCGUUAUCACAUUGGCGAAUAAUCGUUUGACUAGUUUACCACCGGAAUUAUUUAGUGAUUCACGUGAUGUGAAUAAAAUUUAUCUACGUAAUAAUACAUUGAGUGUGUUGCCGCCUGGACUCUUUGGUGAAUUGACCCAGUUGGUGGUAUUGGACUUGUCGAGAAAUGAAUUGACAUCAGAAUGGGUGAAUGCUGCGACCUUCGGGGGUCUCGUUCGUUUGGUUGACUUGGACUUGUCCUGUAAUCGAAUAGCACGUCUCGAACCGGCUGUUUUUCGGGAUAUGUACAGUUUGCAAAUAUUGAGAUUACAGGAGAAUUUGAUAGAGAAUUUGGUGGAUAAUACAUUUGCGUCGUUGUCGAAUUUACACACUUUGGUAUUGAGUGAUAAUCGUUUGACUGAAAUUGAUGGUUCGACAUUGAGUGGACUUUACGUUUUGAGUCUACUUUCAUUGGAUAAUAAUCGUCUCGCGAGUUUGAGUACAAAUUCUUUUCGUAAUGCAUCGUCCCUGCAGGAUCUUCAUCUAAAUGGAAAUCGAUUGACGGAAGUUCCGGAUGCAUUGAAGGCAACUCCAAGCUUAAGAACCCUUGAUCUUGGGGAAAAUCUCAUUUACGAAAUACCAGACGGCACGUUCGAUCACGUAUCCCAAUUGUACGGUUUACGCUUGACCGAGAAUCACAUUGGCAAUUUGUCAAAAGGUAUAUUCGAUAAGAUCAAAGAACUCAAGAUACUCAAUCUAUCGAGAAAUAGGAUACAGUUCAUCGAGCCUGGCUCGUUCGACAACAAUCUUAACCUUCAGGCAAUUCGUCUCGACGGGAAUCAACUAACGGAAAUUGGUGGUUUGUUCACGUCUCUGCCGAAUUUAGUGUGGUUGAAUGUUAGUGACAAUAUGUUAAAAAGAUUCGAUUAUUCAAUGAUACCGAGUGGAUUACAGUGGUUGGACAUACAUUCCAAUGAAAUUAGUGUGCUGGAAAAUAAUCUCGAUAUUGAAACACAGUUGCAUUUGAGCACUUUUGACGCGAGUGAAAACAAACUAACGGAAAUAACGACAAAAACGAUACCGAUGAGUAUCGAAACACUGCUACUGAAUGACAAUCUAAUAACCCAAGUGAUGAGUUACUCGUUCCUGAAGAAGCCGAAUUUGACCCGAGUGAAUCUGAAGGGGAACCGAAUAAGCAAACUAGAUCCCUACUCGUUUCGUCUAACGAACGUGCCGUACGACAAACAAAUUCCAGAAUUCUACAUCGGUGACAACGACUACCUGUGCGAUUGCUCCAUGGAAUGGUUACAGGAAGUGAACAACAAUCAAUCGGAAAAUCGCAAUCAACCGCAAGUGAUGGACCUCGAGAGUAUCUACUGUAAACUUCUCUACGAUCGCGAACAUCAAUACGUGCCACUCGUUGAGGCAUCACAUUCACAAUUUCUCUGCAAGUACGAGGAUCAUUGUCUCGUACUGUGUCAUUGUUGUGACUUCGAUGCAUGCGACUGUGAAAUGACCUGCCCCGCCAACUGUACCUGCUAUCACGAUCAAUCGUGGUCGGCUAAUGUCGUUGAUUGUUCAAGGGCCGGCCACACGGGCAAACUUCCCGAGCAAAUACCAAUGGACGCAACUCGCCUCUACCUGGACGGAAACGAUCUUCGUGUUAUAUCAAGUCACGCCUUCAUUGGUAGGAAAAAAUUAAAGGUUCUCUUCCUCAACAAUUCAAAUAUCGAGAUUGUACAAAAUCGCUCCUUCAAUGGUCUACGCGAACUCGAGGAUCUCCAUCUACAGGACAAUGGAAUUCGGGAAUUACGUGGUCACGAAUUUGAGGGACUUGAGUCAUUAAAAAUACUCCAUUUGGAGAAUAAUCGUCUCACGAUGAUUGGUAAUGGGACAUUUGUUUCUUUAGUGUCGUUAAGAAUUCUACGACUUAAUGGCAAUCGACUGAUGAAAUUAUCAGUCUGGUCAUUACCGACAAGCAUCGAAGUGACAUUAGCGGGGAAUUUAUGGUCGUGUGAUUGUGAUUAUCUCAAGGAUUUUCGUAAAUGGAUACAGAGUCCAAAGGUCAUUGUCACUGAUGUUAAGGAACUGGAAUGUUUCACGAAUACAACACAAGAUAUCGAUGAUGAUAAUAAUCCAAUCGAGGACAAUGGAAUCGAACUUUCCUUGUUAACGACCAGUUACAGUGCAAAUGGUACCAUCUGCUCGAGUCUCGAGAACGUUGAGAAUAGCAGCGUGUACGGGAAUUUUGCUAAAAAAACAUCGUUCAGUGAUCAGGAUUAUCUUCCAUUGCUUGUUAGUACACUAGUCGCAUUCUUAAUUCUCGUGAUCACGUGCAUUCUCGCCUUUAUAUAUCGACACGAACUUAGAGUUUGGUUUCAUUCGCGCUUUGGUGUGAGGAUAUUUUAUCGUCACGCUGAUGUUGAUCGUGAUGAUCGUGACAAAUUAUUUGACGCUUUUGUCAGUUAUAGUUCCAAGGACGAGGCAUUUGUUGCCGAAGAAUUGGCACCUGUUUUAGAAACGGGUAAUCCAUCCUACAAACUUUGUCUUCAUUAUCGUGAUUUUCCGGUGGGUAAUUUCAUUGCCGAUACCAUUGUCCAGGGUGUUGAAUCAUCACGACGCACGAUAAUGGUAUUGUCGGAGAAUUUCAUUAAAUCAGAAUGGUGUCGUUUUGAUUUUAAAUCGGCGCAUCAUCAGGUGUUACGUGAUCGAAGACGACGAUUGAUAUUGGUAUUGGUUGGUGAAGUGCCACAACGUGAUUUAGAUCCGGACAUUAGACUUUAUCUCAAGACAAAUACAUAUUUACAGUGGGGUGAUAAAUUGUUUUGGGAAAAAUUACGAUUUGCCCUGCCCGAUGUGCCAAAUAAUCAGAGAACAACGCCUAGACGACAACCACCACCUGUACGACGGCAACACAACAACCAGAUGUCCAACGGAUCACGAACACUUGCUGUUCAUAUUUAAUUCUCUCCAAAAAAAAAAAAAAAAAACACCAGCUGGAAAUACGGAAAAAAAAUUCUAUCCCGAAAAUCUCUUUAGUGUCAACUUAAAAAAAAGUUUUUUGUGUUCUACGCUGUCAGUGAAAACUAAAAAUCUUCGUUUGUUCCCAGUGCAUCGUUGUUAGUGCCAAAAAAACAAAAUUUUCCGUUCCAUUGAAAUUGAGACCUUCAUUCAUUCUAUUUCAAUGCGACCAAAAAUCAACCAAGUGAAUAUUAGUCUGUACAUAUUAAUUAAUAGAUCUGGAAAAAUAAUUUUGUAAAUUUCUGUAAAUUUACAAAUACGUGUAAAUAUAAUUAAGUUUUCAAAUUCAAAAAAAAGUUGAAAAUCGUGUUCGCGAAAUUUUGAAAAAAAAAUGUCAGAAAAAUCACUAAAUAGGGAAAAAAUUUGUGAAAAUUUUGUGCUUUCCUUUUUUUCCGAUAUUGCUGUGUAUGUAAAUUUUCGUCUCUUUUGUGAAACUAUUGUGAUCAUCGCUUGUAUCAAAAUUAAAAAUCUCUCCCUAGUGACACGAAUUUAUUAAUAUUAAAUUUUUCCGCGCGAUUUUAAUAUUGUCCACGUAAUUAUAGAAGCGAAUUUAUAAUUACGAGUUUCUUUAUUGUGAUUUCUAGUUAUUUUUAUUUUUCUAAUUGAAUUUUUAAAAUUCCUUUUUCUCACAAAAAAAAUGAGAUGAUAUUUUUUGUAAAUUUUAUUAAUUUAUAAAAGAAGCAAAAUAAUGAGAAAAUUUAUCUGUGACUUGUCGGAGAGUAUUAGGCAAUUGAUCGAGUUUUUGGAUUAUUUAUCAAAAGAAAACCAAAAGGUAUGUUGUAUAGCUAUGUAUUUUAUUUAUUAUUAAAAAGCAAACGUCGCGGGCAAAUUUUAAUUCCUGUAACGAAAAAAAAUGGGAAAAAAAUUCUUGUUUAAAAGAAUAAAGAAAU